CUUCGAUUGGUUUUUCGAUACUCGGCUGUGCGAUAACGUGGAAACUCGUACCCGCGCUUAAAGGAAGCUUCACCAAAGCUGGAUUGGUUGGGAAAGAUGUUAAUAAAAUUAACAAACCCGUUAUACCGGAAAGCAUGGGAGUUGUGUGUGCAACAGUGUAUCUAGUAUGUUUAUUCUUAUUUAUACCAUUUCCUUUCAUGGAAUGGUUUACUGGCAAAGACGAGAAUUCAAGAAUUGGUGGAUUUCAUUUUCCUACUUUUCCUCACCACAAGUUGGGAGAGUUUUUAUCAGCGCUGUUAUCCCUGCAAUCGAUGACAUUCCUCGGGCUAUCCGAUGACUUGUUUGACAUUCGGUGGCGAUAUAAACUGAUGUUACCGACCAUAGCAUCCAUACCCUUAUUGAUGGUUUAUUAUGUGAAUUUUGGUGAGACCCAUAUUAUGAUGCCCAUUCCAUUAAGAUUUCUAUUUGGAAGAAUAGUUGACUUGGGAUUUCUAUAUUAUGUUUACAUGAGCAUGAUGGCGGUAUUUUGUACAAACUCCAUCAACAUAUUAUCAGGAAUAAAUGGUGUGGAGAUUGGACAAUCAUUAAUAAUAGCAUGCUCAAUUGCUAUUAAUGAUCUCAUGUUCUUGAAUGGCGCUGAUCCCGCGGUUGAGGCACAUUUGUUUUCACUAUAUUUUAUAUUACCAUUUAUUGGCGUAUCUCUUGGGUUGAUCAUACAUAAUUGGUACCCGUCAAAAGUUUUCGUUGGCGAUACCUACUGUUAUUUCGCUGGAAUGACAUUUGCAGUUGUCGGCAUACUGGCGCAUUUUAGUAAAACAAUGUUGCUAUUCUUCUUACCACAAAUAUUUAAUUUUAUCUACUCUGUGCCACAACUGUUUAAGCUGAUCAAGUGUCCAAGGCAUAGGAUGCCAAGGUUUAAUCCUAAAACACAAAAAUUAGAAUACAGUAGGGUUAAGAUAAAAAAACCUUUGAACCUUCCAGCUCUUCUAUGUUUAAAAAUUUUUUCAAUAGUCGGAGUUGUUAAAGUUACAGAUCUCAGUGCCAGUGAUACUAAAGGUAUUAAAAAGACUGGUAGCGACAAUGAAGUUGGAAAUGGUCAACAACGAAGAAACAAUAUUCAUGAUAACAACAAUGAUAGUGUUGGUAAUGCGUUAGAUAAAGAAGACGAUGAAAACGACGAAAACACGGAUUAUAUUGAAGUUAACAAUUUUACAAUACUAAACCUAUUACUGUUAAAAUUUGGACCUAUGCAUGAGAAAAAAUUGACCAUUCUGGUAAUGGCAACACAGAUAUUGGCCAGCUUUCUGGCGUUCAUCAUAAGGUAUAGGUUAGUGCAUUUGUUAUAUGAGGUAAUAUAG
Acaulospora morrowiae is the source of this 1358-nucleotide messenger RNA. The record is from the annotation of a GenBank genome assembly. NCBI's taxonomy places the organism in Eukaryota, Fungi, Glomeromycota, Glomeromycetes, Diversisporales, Acaulosporaceae.